AAAGCUGCUCUUCAGCGAGCAGAGAAGAAGCUUGCUGCUGCAAAAGCUGAGCUGGAGAAUGCAAGUUUCAUACCAACAACGUCCGAUCUGCCGAUGCCGCUUGAGGACUACAAGCGGUAUGGGCGGCAGAUGAUCUCGGAGAACUUUGGACUUCCUGGUCAGUUGAGAUUGCGCUCUGCGCGAGUACUUGUCGUCGGUGCUGGAGGAUUGGGUUGUCCUGCGCUCCAGUAUCUCGCCGCUGCGGGGAUUGGCAUGAUUGGCGUCGUUGAUCCUGAUCAAGUCGAUAUUUCGAACCUGCAGCGGCAGGUAUUACAUACCACAGCCAGGGAGGGUUGGCCCAAGGCGCUAUCGGCCAAGGCGGCGAUGGAGGCUAUCAACCCCGCCAUCCAAGUAAUCCCUCACAUCAUAUUCCUCAACUCGAGCAACGCGCUCCCUCUGUUCGCCUCGUACGACCUCAUCCUAGACUGCACCGACAACCCCCAAACGCGCUACCUCAUCUCAGACGCCUGUGUCGCUCUUGGUAAACCGCUCAUAUCCGGUGCUGCGAUCCGCUACGAUGGUCAACUGUGUGUGUACAAUCUUCCUCUCCGACUUGCAGAUUCGGAGGACGAGAGAGGACCGUGCUAUAGGUGCCUGUGGCCUGUUCCACCGAAGCAGGAGGAAGUUGGCACAUGCGAGGAAGUCGGCGUAUUGGGCACCGUUACGGGAGUGAUUGGGGUGCUCCAAGCACAGGCAGCCAUCCAGCUAUUGGCUGGUCUAGGACCAUAUGCGCCAGAAGAGAAAGCGGUGCCCACCCUCCUCACAUACUCGGCGUUGGGAAAUCCGAUGUUCAGGAGCCUGAAGCUCAGACCGAGGAGAAAAGACUGUCUUGCCUGUGGCAGAGAAGGAGGGGCGCGAGAGCUGGUAGAAGAGGGAGAUUAUGUCGCUUUCUGUGGUGGGGCGAGGGAGGAUCUGGAGGAGACCGGGAGGAGGACAGGAGAGACGAGGGUUGAGGUGCAAGAGCUACAGAGGAGGCGGGAGGGAGCGGUCAUUCUGGAUGUCAGGUCGAAGGAGGAGUUCUCGAUCUGCCAUCUACCAGAGGCUAGCAACGUCCCCUUGAAGACAUUGCUUCGAGAUCCACUCGCAUACAUACCACCCGGACGGGAUAUGUACGUCCUCUGCAAGCUUGGUAACGACUCUCAAGUCGCUGCCCAUGCUCUACGAACGGCCCUGGGUAAUAGUGCACAGGUGAAAGAUGUAGUCGGAGGCUUGCGCGCUUGGUCCAAGGAGAUUGACAUCACUUUCCCCAUGUAUUAG
Messenger RNA from Dacryopinax primogenitus, 1296 nucleotides. RefSeq lists its product as uncharacterized. Bases 94 to 1296 code for a protein of 400 amino acids. Gene Ontology annotation, molecular function: thiosulfate-cyanide sulfurtransferase activity; adenylyltransferase activity; URM1 activating enzyme activity. Lineage: Eukaryota; Fungi; Basidiomycota; Dacrymycetes; Dacrymycetales; Dacrymycetaceae. The record is from RefSeq and is a predicted model, not a curated record. Gene Ontology annotation, biological process: tRNA wobble position uridine thiolation; protein urmylation. Gene Ontology annotation, cellular component: cytoplasm; cytosol. The transcript is spliced from 5 exons.